This is a messenger RNA of Camelina sativa (false flax), 675 nucleotides long. RefSeq lists its product as uncharacterized. The record is from RefSeq and is a predicted model, not a curated record. NCBI's taxonomy places the organism in Eukaryota, Viridiplantae, Streptophyta, Magnoliopsida, Brassicales, Brassicaceae.
UUCAUCUACUCAGCCUAGCUGACUCACUUCUUCCUCACUGAUUCACUUCUUCCUUUUCCCGUUUCUCCCUCUUUCUCUCUUCUAAAUCAAAGAUUUUGUUCCUCAUAUCAACCACAACCACUCAACUAUGGACUACGAAGCAUAUCGUUCUGGAAGAAACAGCUCCACCCAAUCUCUUUCCCAUGGCGAUGAGUAUUGUUUUGUCUGGCAUACAACCUCAUCAAUAUCUGUCUGCUCUUGUAUAUCGAGGAAAAGAUAAAGGUAAUGUUGAGGAAAAAACUGUUUGGGUUACUAACGCUAUCACAGAAGGAUUUACAGGUAUGGAUUCUAAUUGUUCUACAUUUCAGGAAACUCCACAAACCAAGGGUCGAAUCUUUGGAUUAGGGAAAGUUGCAAAAAGACUCCGUUCUUUAUCAUAUUCAUCGACACUAUAUGAUCGUGAUCCUGAACUUAUUCGAGCCCUCCAAGAGAAAGAUGACCGUAUUGAAGCUCUUGAGAAGAUGAUGGAAAAAGAGAAUGAGAGGAGCAAGCAGAGAGAUGAGGAGCUUGCGUCGUUCAUGGCAGAGAUGAGAUCAAAGUUCUCCGACAAUUCAAGUUCUUAGUUUUCACAAUAUUUAAGUUUCAUUUUCUAUUUCUUUUUGAUUUGUGUAUAUUGCAUUUUCUUUUUGGGAUGUU